AUGUCUGACGAAGAGGAUUUCCAGUAUGAAUCGAUUCUAUCUUUAUACACAAGUCCUCUAGAUCAGCCCAACUCAGAAGAUCAAAAUUCUCGCUCUUUAAUAUCACUAGCUGAAUAUCUUGAUUUCAUUGAUAAUUCUAUUGAACAAGAAAAAGAAAAAGCUAUGGACUUCAAAAUUAUCGAUCCAUCCUCCUAUGACGAUAAGAUAUAUAUGUAUCUUUAUGUUCUUAAUUACUUUUCUAAGGAAACUGAUAAUGAAAUCUUGAAAAAAGCAAUGGAAUUCUCUGAAGAAACGAAAAAAGUUACAAGACUACUUAUGAACAAGCUUAAGAAAGAUAAUUCAAUAUAUGUUAACGAUAAAAAAUUCAUUUCAGAUAUGAAAAGUCGUAUUCUAAAGAACAAAGAACUUUUACAGCUCAGAUUUUAUAAGAAUUCACUUAAUGCAAAGAUGAAUGAUAUGAUUUCUGCAUUUCCUUUGCCAUUAUUAAUAAAUGAAUUGAAAAGUACUUACUCCUCUGCCUUUUAUAAGUACGAUGAUACAUUAAAUUACAUUCAUUAUCCUCCUUUCGAUAGAGCUUUAUCAAUGUAUCUCCAUCAUUCGCAUUUUUCAACAAUGAUCGACCCAAUUUGCAGAGUUAUAGCAGAUGGCAAUAUCAAGUCAGCUCUCAUAGCAUUGUCAGAACUUACCGAAUUGUUAAUGGCUGAAAUUCAGAACAUUCAAUCAAUCGGAAAAUAUGUUAUGUAUAUUUCACUUGUUAGAGUCAUUUUCGAGGAGAGUUAUGCUAUAUAUCCUGAAUUGAAUCUAUUUCGCAAGGCAAAUCUACUAUUUUUGUCUCGUUGUUAUGCAUUUUCUGACAGAACUAUCGGAGAUAUUUCCGACAUGCUUCCAAAGUAUAUUGUACGAAAUUACACGAAAGGACUCCUUGUAAAGACUAUGUUUAAGAAGAAAUCUGUUGGUCUUUUGCAGGAAUUAGAGUAUAUGAUAAAUCCUAUUGAUUUAAUGAUCCAUAUCUACAAAUCAUGCAUGCACAUUAAGCAAUACUUUGCAUCAGAUGCAGGAAUUCUUUCAGAAAAAGACAUGAAUGUGUUGUUGCUUUGUUUAUUAUCAAUUGCUCCACCUUGCAACUGUGUUUCCAUUGCAAGAUUCUUAUUCCAUUGGAAGGAUAUCGCUCUAAAGCCGGAAGCGAAGGCCUGUAUUGAUAAUUUUGUUGGAGCUGUUCAAAUUUUAUAUAAUUUUACAGAAAAUGUAGAAGAAGAGGAAGAGGAGGAAUGA
Molecule: messenger RNA, 1272 nt
Organism: Trichomonas vaginalis G3
Lineage: Eukaryota; Parabasalia; Trichomonadida; Trichomonadidae
Exons: 1
Coding region: 1-1272 (423 amino acids)
Source: RefSeq, a predicted model, not a curated record